UAAAAUUAUUAAUAGGGUGUUUUGGGAAUUUUAAAUAAAAUUAUGAAGAAAAACAAAAAAAAAAAGAGUCAUGGUCCUCAACUUUUGCUGACUACGCUAGGUCACUCAAAUUUUGGCUGGAAAACACCAUUGAGGAGGGACUAAAAGAACACAAAAAAGUUUAGACGGAAUAAAAUGGCACAAAUACAUGAAAUGAGGGACUGUAUUUGAUCUUUAUUCAAUUUAUUUAAAAAAAAAAGAAAAAAAAAAAGAGAGGUUUCCUCCCAAGAGUCCCAACCAAAUAAGGCCUAAAGGUCUCUCGCAGUACUUCUUUCAAUCAAGUUCAAGAGCAGUUUUAUGCAAAAUGACAGAUAGCAGUUUGGCUCCUCAGAAAAGGGGCCCCAUUAAAUCUUCAGUUGGGAAUUUGGCUGCACAAAAAAGACGGCAGAAUGCAGUUGCUGUUGCUAAAGAAAGGAGGGAGGCACUUGUUAGAACGAAGCGGCUUUGCAGAGUGGCGGUUGGUGGUGAUGAUGAUGGCGGCGAGCCGGAUACCGAAAUGAUGCUUGAUGAGGAGCAGUCAGUUCUGGAAGCUCAGACUUCUGCUGCUGUUGAAGAAUUGAAAACUGCUAUUUCUUAUCAGGGAAAGGGUGCACAAAAGAAGAGGGUCAGUGCUUUACGUGAGUUAAGACGUCUAUUGUCUAAAUCGGAGUUCCCCCCUGUUGAUGUGGCGCUUCAAGCUGGAGCAAUACCAGUUCUUGUGCAGUGCCUUUCAUUUGGUUCUCCAGAUGAGCAGUUGCUUGAGGCAGCUUGGUGUCUCACAAACAUUGCCGUAGGACUACCAGAAGAGACAAAAUCUUUGCUUCCUGCACUCCCAUUGCUUAUUGCACAUCUUGGAGAGAAGAGCUCUUUGCCAGUAGCUGAGCAGUGUGCAUGGGCAUUAGGUAAUGUUGCGGGUGAAGGAGAGGAUCUUAGAAAUGUUUUGCUCUCACAAGGAGCAUUGUUACCUCUUGUCAGAAUGAUUCUUCCAGACAAGGGAUCGACAGUAAGAACAACAGCUUGGGCACUGUCAAAUCUUAUCAAGGGUCCGAAUCCCAGAGCUGCAAUGGAACUUAUCAAGAUGGAUGGUGUACUUGAUGCAAUUAUCCGGCACUUGAAAAAAUCAGACGAAGAACUGGCAACUGAAGUCGCUUGGGUGGCUGUGUAUCUUACUUCCCUUACAGAUGUUGCUUCUAGUAUGAUCGUGAAGAGCAGUCUUGUUCAUCUUCUCGUGGAAAGAUUGGCAACAUCAAACAGUUUGCAAUUGCUAAUACCGGUGUUGAGAAGUUUGGGUAAUCUUGUUGCCAGUGAUGCAACUAUAGCCUCUACAAUGCUUAUUUCUGGAAGCGAAGUUACGGAUAAAGUAAUUGUUGCUCUUUCUAAAUGCCUUGGGAGUGAACACCGCGUACUUAAAAAGGAGGCAGCAUGGAUGCUCUCUAAUAUUGCUGCAGGUUCCAUUGAACACAAAAAAUUAGUUUAUAACAGUGAGGCAGUACCAUUGCUAUUGCGUCUUCUUUCAACUGAACCAUUUGAUGUAAGGAAAGAGGUAGCUUAUGUCCUUGGUAAUACAUGUGUGGCCCCAACAGAAGGUUCUGGUAAACCGAGUCUGAUUGUGGAGCACUUGGUUUCAUUAGUUAGCAGAGGAUGUCUUCCUGGUUUCAUUGAGCUUGUCCGAUCUGCCGAUGUAGAGGCUGCGAAAUUGGGUCUGCAAUUUAUAGAGCUGGUUUUGAGAGGAAUGCCCAAUGGCCAGGGUCCGAAGCUUGUAGAAAGUGAGGAUGGCAUUGAAGCCAUGGAACGAUUCCAGUUUCAUGAAAAUGAAGACCUCAGAAAUAUGGCAAAUGGAUUAGUUGACACAUAUUUUGGUGAGGAUUACGGGCUUGAUGACACUUAAGGACAAGAGCAAGGGUAGGUAUUAGCUGCUACUUUGUGCUGACUAGUUUUAAGGUUUUUAAAAAAAAAAAAAAAUCUUGCUACUCAGGGGAGUUUAAGAAAUAUGGAAAAGGAAAAAAAUGAAAUAAUAUAGGUGAACGAGAUUAUGCAGGUAUUGUAUGAUAGAACGUUUUAAAAUAGAAUGUAAGUUAUGGUGAUACUUAAUUUUGUCUUGGAUCGUCGAAUUGUUGUAAGAGUCAACAAUAGUGUUUGUGCCUUGUUAGCUUGCUACAUGCUUAGAAAUCGGAAGAUGGAUCUAAUGUUAAGACGAGGACUGAUACAUCUAUCUCAAAGGUAACAAAAUAUGCCUAUUUCCCUUCA
Molecule: messenger RNA, 2265 nt
Organism: Chenopodium quinoa (quinoa)
Lineage: Eukaryota; Viridiplantae; Streptophyta; Magnoliopsida; Caryophyllales; Amaranthaceae
Product: importin subunit alpha-9-like
Exons: 11
Coding region: 344-1906 (520 amino acids)
Biological process (GO): NLS-bearing protein import into nucleus
Cellular component (GO): nucleus; cytoplasm
Molecular function (GO): nuclear import signal receptor activity; protein binding
Source: RefSeq, a predicted model, not a curated record